GGAUCUACGGUGGCCGUCUGAGGUCAGAGCGCGCAGGGGCUGCGCUAGUAAUGGAGGGGGUCACAGUCGGCCAGGUAUUUGACGCGGAAUGUAUCCUCAGCAAACGGCCCAGGAAGGGGAAGUUUGAAUAUCUGGUGAAGUGGAGGGGGUGGUCGUCCAAACACAACAGUUGGGAACCAGAGGACAACAUCUUGGACCCGAGGUUACUGGCAGCGUUUCACAAAAGAGAACAAGAGCGGGAGCUUCUGUUCCAGAAGAAGGGGAAGAGGCCGAGAGGUCGACCACGGAAGAUUCUGCCUGCGCCAACCACGACGAAGGACAGCCGCUCCUCGUCCUCCUCAUCCUCCGCCCUCUCAUCGUCAACCUCCUCCUCAGAAGAUGAAGAUGAAGAUGAGGAUGAAGAUCAGACAAAGAAGGCGAAGCCCGGCCCACGUGUCCACCCCGUCCCCCAGAAGAGGCCCCAGAUCCUGCUUGUCAAACCCACCUCCCCCAUCAAAAAGAAGCGUGGGAGGAAGCCGCUCCACCCUGACGUGAGGGCGUUACGACAGACGAAGAGCAGACCUCCUCCUUCUCCUCCUCCUUCUCCUCCUCCUCCUCCUCCUUCUCCCCCAUCGACUCCUCCUCCACGCCACCACCAGGUGCUCAGGCCGUCCAGAGACGACCCUCGGCCUGGCGUGAAGAAGCCGCUGCAGCCGGCGAGCUUCACUUACACCGGCCUGAGCAGGAGCUCCAGAGACGGGUCUGGCUCCGCCUCCUCCGCCAGCGCCUUCUCCCAGAGCGCCGCCGCCAAACCCGGACCACUCGGCUGCAUCUGGACCAACCGCUCGCUGUCCUCCUCCGCUCCGUCCUCCUCCCACCACAAAGCCUCUCUGUCCCCACAGAGGAAGAACUCUGUGUCCGAGCUGAAGCGCUCCGCGUCCGACUCGGGCUCUGGCAGCUGCAAAGUGCUGAAGCCGAGCGGCGGCUCAGCGUCCAUCAGUCUUCACAGCAGCUUCAGUGGCGGCCAGCGGAGGCAGGAGGUCAGAGGUCAGAGCACGUUGGUUCAACACAAACAGCAGAGUGUUUCCAAACAGUCACUGUCCACACCUCGAGAACGAGCCAAUCAGGCGCUGAGCCUCCGAGCCCUCAACCUGCAGAGCGUCAGCAAAGCCCCGGGCGCCGCCGGGUUCCAGAGCGGCAGCACGGGCGGAGCUGCAGCGUCACGCUCCAGCUUACGGAGCGGCAGCAUCGUGAUUAAAAGAGGAGUGGCGAGUAUGAAGGAGACUCGAGCGUCAGGGCAGCGCUCCGGUCUGACUGCAGGGGGCGCUGCCGAGCAGGGCAGGGGGAAGGACAUGCUGGCAGGAGGUGGGAGCUCCCAGAGCCGCAGCCUGAACGAGCUCAGCACCGGAGACUCCGACGAGACCAGCAGCGAAUCAGAGCCCGGCGCCUCGCUGUAUCCCAGCAACAGCCGGCCCAGCCUCGGCAACAACGCCACGGAAUCGGACACGGACACCGACUGGCGGCCGACCCGCAACCUGCUGGAGCACGUGUUCGUCACCGACGUCACAGCCAACCUCCUCACGGUGACGGUGAAGGAGUCUCCCACCAGCGUGGGCUUCUUCAAUCCACGAAACCACUGAGACCAGUGCAGAGCCCAGCUGGAGCCGGCGCUCUCCCACUGCAGCUCCCGGGCUCCACGCCGCUCGUCCACAGCUCGUCGACACACAGACACUUUGACUCUUGACGCACAAAACGUUUGAGAGGACCGACGGGACAGUUUGAUCAGGUGACUUCAGAGGAGGAAACUCAGCCACGGAUCAUCACAGGAUCUCCUGUGGUCACAUGUCGUAGGAACUCUGAUGUUCAGACGCUGCCUUCAACUGACGCUGGAUUCAGUCUGUGGAGAAGAAGACGUCUCCAGAGUCAACGAUUCAACAGCAGAAAGGAACCCCCCCCCCCCCAGUGUUAGGGCGGGGUUAGAACACACUGAUGGAUGUAGGCCUCCACCUCUCCAGUGCCUCAGGCUCCACUGCCGCCGCUCAGCUGCUCCCGGAUCAGUUUGACGUGGACGUCUGGGUCGGACCUGUAUCCAACACAAGAUGUGGCUUUAUUUUCCAGAGCAGCAUGUUUUGAAAGAAUAUUAAAAAAAGAAAAAAAAGAAGUGACGUCCGUCUGUGAUCCGUGAACUUUUGAACAUGAACAAUCCCACGGGGGUUUUUAAACUGUCUCUUUGUUGUUGGACCAAAGGUGUUUGGAAUGUGAACUGUUUGUUAUUUUCUGAUUGUUCCCUGAACGACUCACAGCCGGUCCCUCGUCUCAGAACAGACGUUCCCCACAUUUCUCACUUUUAUACAGUUUAAUACGUUGGUCGUUAUCGUGUCUUUCACAGGUGAAAUAUGUGUUAAUUUAUAUUGUAAAUAUGACUUGUUUUUUCAUGUUGAUCUUUAUCUGGUGCUCAUGUUGGUUUAUUAGCUUCAGACACGUGUAGCCUCUGAAAUAAACAAGAACAACCUGACGUCUGUCUGCGGCUGCUGUUCACACCUUCUCCAGCAGGUGGCGCUGCCAGGCAGCGACUGAAGCUUGUCAGAGGUCAGAGGUCACGACACCCAGACCUCCACACUCAUUAAAAGUUCCUGUUGACGAACAAACAGCUUCAUCGAUGAGGGUUUUCAUCACUACACACGUUUUAUUCAUUAUUAUAGAAUUGUCUUAUAAUGUGAGUACAUUUAUACACCUGGAGACCAAAUAAUCAAUUAUUGAUCAUCAAUGUUUUAAUGUAAAAUGUACUUUAUAACAUAAUUGACAUAAAAGACAUGAAAAGAUGAUAUUCACAAUGAAACCUUACUUAUUCAAUGAGUUGUAUAUUUAACUGAUAAUCUGCAGAAACACUGAUAUUAAACUGAGCAGGUGAAAUAAUCAUCUCAAUAAAUGAUCAAUAAUAAACCACA
Pleuronectes platessa (European plaice) is the source of this 2927-nucleotide messenger RNA. RefSeq names its product chromobox protein homolog 2. The transcript is spliced from 5 exons. The record is from RefSeq and is a predicted model, not a curated record. Gene Ontology annotation, cellular component: PRC1 complex; heterochromatin. The coding region runs from base 51 to 1619 and encodes 522 amino acids. Gene Ontology annotation, biological process: negative regulation of transcription by RNA polymerase II. NCBI's taxonomy places the organism in Eukaryota, Metazoa, Chordata, Actinopteri, Pleuronectiformes, Pleuronectidae.